Prorocentrum cordatum is the source of this 2221-nucleotide messenger RNA. The record is from the annotation of a GenBank genome assembly. NCBI's taxonomy places the organism in Eukaryota, Dinophyceae, Prorocentrales, Prorocentraceae.
GAGAGCUGUAACGAGAGUAAUCCCACAUCCAUGUGUAUUUAUAUGCGUAAAUGUAUGUGUAUACACAUCUAUGUUUGGCUCAAGCCGUUUGGCGUCAGGCGCCCCAUGGCUGAGCGCGGCUUCCCGGAGGUUGGGCCGGGGCCUGCGGAGAGCCAUGGGGCCUGAGGUCUGCGGCCGGUCCCAGGCGCCACCGCGCUGCCUCCGCCAGGGCCGGUCAUCGCACGCUACGUCCUGGGUGCGCCGUACUCGCAGGCGCACAAAGACUCUGGGCGUGUGGUCGCACAGCAGUCGCCAAGCGUGCUGCUGAGCAGGGCUGCCGCGGGACCGCGUGGCGGCGGCGAGCGCGACCGCGGGCGCGCGGUGGCAGUCGACGCAUCCGUCGGCGCAGCAGGAGGACCCGCGGGCGCCGGCGCCGAGGCGGCCUCGCUGGGUUCCCUGCCGCCGUGGGCGAGCACGAACAGCGCUUUCUGGGAACGGACGGCGCCCAGCUUCCACAGCGCCUCCAUGGGGACGUCGCCCGACUUGCGGCGCCGUUCGUCACUGGGCCACCCGCUCGCCAGCGCCAUCAACGCGAGGAUGCUUCAGCACAGCGCCACGAAAUCAGAGUUCGGCGUGUUCGAAGAGGACGAGUUUUUGUACAAGCCCGAGGUCGUGCCUGGGCCCUUCAGGGAGGCGAGCCGGAUUCUGCUGUCAGACUACCUCAACGGACUCCUUGCGUGCUUAAUAGUUUUCAGCAUGGCCGUCCUCGUCGUCGAGGCCGACUGCAAGACGAGCGGUGAGGACAUGCCGCAGUGGGCGGUUGCGUCGGAGUGGGCAUUGGGGAUCGUGUACGUCAUGGAGAUCCUCGCGCGGCUGGUGGUUUUCCGGUGGCGCUUUUUCAGGUAUCUGUACAACAUAGUGGACCUUGUCGUCAUCAUUUGCGACGCGGCGCUCUGGAUCAUGGCGCUGCUCGUCGACACCUCGACAGAGAGCCUCAGCUGGAUCCAGAUCAUCCGGCUCCUGCGCGUCGGCCGUCUGCUGCGGCUGAUGUUUUUCUUCCCCGUGCUGAGGCUGAUGUUGAAGAGUUUGGCGGGGGCCUUCAGGGUCAUGUUCUUUGGCAUGGUGCUCGUGCUCGUGGUGGUCUUUGUCUGGGCCGUCUUUGGAGUGUACUUCAUCCACCCUCGCAACGCCGCGGUGGCCGAGGCCGGCGUGUACGACAACCGCUGCGCCCGUUGCCCUGGCGCCUUCAGUUCGGUCUUCGAUGCGGUGGUCACGCUCACCAAGGACCUGGUGGCCCAGGACGGCUGGGGUGAGAUCGCCAUGCCCGUGAUCGAGGCCUACCCAGAGACCUACAUUUAUUUUUCCUCGCCUACAGCACAGUGACCAUUGCCAUCUUGAACCUGAUACUCGCGGUCAUAGUGGACACCGCGCUGGAGGCCAGGAAGGACGACAUCCAUGCGGUGGCGAGGGUCAAGAGGGAGCAGCGCUCCGCGAACGCAAAACGCCUGCAGGAGCUCUUCAGUGAGCUGGACGUGGAUGGCAAUGGCGUCCUGACGCACGCGGAGCUGGAGAAGGCCUUCGAGACUCACGAGGAGUUCAUGGAUAUCAUGACAGCGAUGGAUAUUUGUGCUCAUGAUUUAGACACCAUCUUCCUCAUUACGGACGAAAACGGCACUGGUGACAUCGAACACAAAGAGUUCGUUAACGAAUUGCAUAAGAUGCAGGCUGGUGACUCUCACACCAUGUUGGUAUUUAUCAGGUGUAUGGUUUCGCAGAUCCGCAACAUGCUUAUGACCCAGAUGAAGGAGAGCGAAGGAGUCUGUCAAGCAUCUUCUGCUCUGAGCUGAGGAUGGCACACCUCAUCCUCCACUAUCCCCCAAUCGCUUCACUUCAGCUUCUCCGCCGUCUUGCUUCUCCAUGUUCCUCCGCCUCCGCCUUGCUCAUCCAUCAAAUUGGAUCGACCUUGGUCAACACGUCAGGGGCUUCCGCUGGCAGAGCGCUGAAUCCGGGCAAAGCGCAAUCUGUCCCAAAGCUGGGUUAGCGCAGCAUCGGUACCGUGUCGAUUCAGCGUAGCGCUCCUCACCCCGUGCCAAACACAUGCCAACCUGAAUUUACAUGAUUUCCGCCGGUCAAGCGCUCGCCGUACGCAUUUAUACCAGGCAAGUUUGGUGCUACGCGUUCGGAACGUAUGAAACCAUCACGUUCGCAUGGUGUAGCGAGUACGUCGACAUCUAUGUUUAUG